CCAAGUACCAACAUUUAAAUUUAUGUCCCGCGCCCGCCGCGACGAAAAAAUACUUCUUUGACAAAAAAAACAAUUUUUAUUUUAAGUUUUACAAAUUAUGGCAGAGGUGGCAGGAUUUAGUUAUAAACGAUACGAAAAGUCUUUAGGCCUACUCACUACUCGAUUUGUGACAUUGUUACAAAAAGCAAAAGAUGGUGUUUUGGAUUUAAGAUCAGCUACCGAAAUAUUAGCUGUGCGGCAAAAAAGAAGAAUUUAUGAUAUCACUAAUGUUUUGGAGGGUAUUGGGCUAAUAGAGAAACGAAGUCAAAACAGUAUUCAGUGGAAAGGUGCUUGCCAUGAUGGAAAUUCAAAUGAAAUUGGAGCAAAAGUUAAUUCCUUAAGAAAACAAAUAAGUUCUCUUGAAGAUCAAGAACAAUUAUUAGACCAGCACAUGCACUUUAUAGAGCAAAGUAUCAAAAACAUACUGGAUGAUUCGGACAAUCAGAGUUUACACUAUGUCACAGAAGCUGAUAUAAGGAAGUGUUAUGAUGGAGAAAAAGAUCAAAAUAUACUUGUAUGUGAGUGUCCCCUUGGCACUGAAUUCUCAUGCAGCCAUAAUCCAUAUGAGGACAAAGGCAGCAUUUUGCACUUAAAAUCACAUGAAUCUGUAGGAGUUAUAUUAUUAUGUGAUUUAAAUAAAGAAAAGGAAAUGGAUCUAGAUGACACAGAUGAGGAAAUGGAGAGUUACACAGAGUUAGGAUUUAGUAAUACUACAUCCAAUUCAAAUUACCUUCUACGUUUGAGUCCACCAAUCACGAAAUAUGACUUCACAUUCUCCCUGAGCGGGUCGGAGGGACUGUGCGAUCUGUUUGAUAUCCCUUGUUAACUUUCAUAUCACUAUUUUUAAUAUGCUAUUUUAUUUGAAAUUUUAUUUUGUGAUCAUGUUUUAAAUUUGUAAAAAAAAUCAUGUAAAUAUGUAAUCGAGAAUGUUAAAAGUUUAUGUGAAUAAA
Molecule: messenger RNA, 989 nt
Organism: Pieris rapae (cabbage white)
Lineage: Eukaryota; Metazoa; Arthropoda; Insecta; Lepidoptera; Pieridae
Product: transcription factor E2F5
Exons: 7
Coding region: 98-865 (255 amino acids)
Biological process (GO): regulation of transcription by RNA polymerase II
Cellular component (GO): RNA polymerase II transcription regulator complex
Molecular function (GO): RNA polymerase II cis-regulatory region sequence-specific DNA binding; DNA-binding transcription factor activity, RNA polymerase II-specific; protein dimerization activity
Source: RefSeq, a predicted model, not a curated record